AUGUCUGGCACCCGCCUUGGAUUCCUGGUCUCUGUCCUGUGCUGGGUAGUCAGAGCCUAUCCCAACACCUCCCCGCUGCUCGGCUCCAGCUGGGGUAGCCUAACCCACCUGUAUACGGCCACAGCCAGGAACAGCUACCACCUGCAGAUCCACAAGGACGGCCAUGUGGAUGGCACACCUCAUCAGACCAUCUACAGUGCCUUGAUGAUCCGGUCAGAGGAUGCCGGCUUUGUGGUGAUAACAGGUGUGAUGAGUAGGAGGUACCUCUGUAUGGACUUCAGAGGCAACAUCUUUGGAUCACACCUCUUCAGCCCGGAGAGCUGCCGGUUCCGACAGCGGACGCUGGAGAACGGCUACGACGUGUACCACUCCCCGCAGCACCGCUUCCUCGUCAGCCUGGGCCAGGCCAAGAGGGCCUUCCUGCCCGGCACCAACCCGCCGCCCUACUCGCAGUUCCUGUCCCGGAGGAACGAGAUCCCCCUCCUGCACUUCAACACCCCCAGGCCGCGGCGGCACACGCGCAGCGCCGAGGACUCGGGGGACUCGGGGCGCGACCCGCUGCACGUGCUGAAGCCCAGGCCCCGCCUGGCCCCCGCCGCGGCCUCCUGCUCGCAGGAGCUCCCGAGCGCCGAGGACCACGGCGUGCCCGCCAGCGACCCGCUGGGGGUGCUCAGAGGCAACAGGGUGAACGCGCACGCCGGGGGGAUGGGCGUGGACAGGUGCCGCCCCUCCCCCAAGCUCGUCUAG
Messenger RNA from Nyctereutes procyonoides (raccoon dog), 747 nucleotides. RefSeq names its product fibroblast growth factor 23 (gene FGF23). Gene Ontology annotation, molecular function: type 1 fibroblast growth factor receptor binding; growth factor activity. The record is from RefSeq and is a predicted model, not a curated record. The transcript is spliced from 3 exons. Bases 1 to 747 code for a protein of 248 amino acids. Lineage: Eukaryota; Metazoa; Chordata; Mammalia; Carnivora; Canidae. Gene Ontology annotation, biological process: regulation of cell migration; animal organ morphogenesis; cell differentiation. Gene Ontology annotation, cellular component: cytoplasm.